This is a messenger RNA of Aspergillus nidulans FGSC A4, 1305 nucleotides long. RefSeq lists its product as uncharacterized. The coding region runs from base 1 to 1305 and encodes 434 amino acids. Gene Ontology annotation, cellular component: extracellular region. The transcript has 2 exons. Lineage: Eukaryota; Fungi; Ascomycota; Eurotiomycetes; Eurotiales; Aspergillaceae. The record is from RefSeq and is a predicted model, not a curated record.
AUGUCUGUCGCUAGAACUGCUGGUUUUGCCCUCGCCUCCGCGGCCAUCGUCGCCGGUCACGGUUAUGUCACGGGAAUCGUCGCUGACGGCACAUACUACGGCGGUUACCUCGUUAACCAGUACCCUUACAGCAACGACCCCCCUGCAGUUGUUGGAUGGGCUGAGGAUGCUACCGACCUGGGUUUCGUUGAUGGCUCCGGCUACACCUCUGGCGAUAUCAUCUGCCACAAGGACGCUACCAACGCCCAGGCUUCUGCCACCGUCGCUGCUGGUGGCACCGUUGAGCUGCAGUGGACUGAGUGGCCUGAAUCCCACCACGGUCCCGUCAUCGACUACAUUGCCAGCUGCAACGGUGACUGCACAACCGUCGACAAGACCACCCUCGAAUGGGUCAAGAUUAGCGAGAGCGGUCUCGUUGACGGCAGCUCUGCCCCUGGCACCUGGGCCUCUGACAACCUGAUCUCCAACAACAACAGCUGGACCGUGACCAUCCCCAGCAGCCUCGCCGCCGGUGGCUACGUCCUCCGCCACGAGAUCAUCGCCCUCCACUCCGCCGGCAACGAGAAUGGCGCCCAGAACUACCCCCAGUGUGUCAACCUCGAGGUCACUGGCGGUGGCAGCGCCUCUCCCUCUGGUACCGUCGGUACUGAGCUUUACACCCCCACUGACCCUGGUAUCCUGGUCAACAUCUACACCUCCCUCGACUCCUACACCAUCCCCGGCCCUGCUCUCUGGGACGGUGCCUCUUCCAGCGGCGGAAACAGCGGCAGUGGUAGCGCCUCCUCCAGCGCCGCCGCCACCUCCACCCCUACCACUCCCAGCGUAAGCGUCCCUGUCAUCCCCACCGCUAGCUCUGGUGCCUCCUCUACCCCUCUCGUGCCCACCCCCAGCGCGCCUGCUGUGACCCCUUCGGUCCCUGCCGGCAACCAGGCCCCUCAGCCCACUUACACCUCCACCUACAUUGAGACUGAGACUUUGCCUGGUCAGACCGUUACCUCCACCACGACCGAGUACGCUUCCGAGCCUACCCAGCCCGCUGUCGAGACCCAGGUUGCUCAGCCCUCUGAGACCGAGGCUGCCACAUCCACUUCCACUGUCACCGAGACUGCCUCUGCCACCGCCGCCCCGACUGGCUCCUCUGGCUCUAGCUCUGGAUCUGGCUCCAGCAGCACCGAGCUCCCCACCGACAGCUCCAGCCUCUCCGACUACUUCUCCUCCCUGAGCGCAGAGGAGUUCCUCAACCUUCUGAAGGAGACCCUUAAGUGGUUGGUCACCGACAAGGUCCACGCUCGUUCCCUCCACUAA